AUGUCCAGCCCUUCAAAGCCCACCAACGAUGCGUCGCCGCAGCCCUCCGGCGACCCUAACCCGCCUACUUAUGCCACCUUCUCGCCCUCCAACAUAGGGCAAGUAACGCCGCAGACGAAGCUUCGCUCCGCUAUCCUCGUGCACCAGAAGUCGCCGCUACUCGCUGCCACACCGCCGCAGGUUACUCGCGUCCUCGCAUACUCGCACCCAUUCCUCCUGCCUCUGAAUAAGUUGGCUGGGUUGCUAACAUGGACGACUGCGGACCCGUGGGAGAGCUUUAUACUGGUCGCCAGCUUCUGGGCAGUGGUCAUGUACGGUGACGCUGUGACAAGAUACGCUGGGCCCAUCAUCGUAGUAUCAAGCUUGAUCCUGGGCAUGUAUGCGCGCAGAUACUCGCCGUUGUCAUCAACAGGCUGGACGGGAGAGAAGGGUCAAAAGGCACAUAAGCGUGCAGAGUCGGACAGCAACAUUAAGCACCACAAGAGCCUGGAAGAUAUUGUAGAUGAUCUGAAACUGUUCACGUCGCGCUGCAACAUAUUGCUGGAUCCAUUCCUGCGGUUGACAGACUUCCUCUCCACGCAACGCACUGCAACAUCGGCAACUACACGACCAGCACUCACCGUAUUGUUCAUUCGCAUACUCUUCGUCCUCCCGCUCUGGAUUGCCCUCACACUCCCUCCUCUUUACAUCCUCACCACGAAACGAGUUGUCCUGGCAGUCGGAACGGUCGUCUUGAGCUGGCACUCUCGCCCAGCGCGAGUGACUCGCACAAUCCUCUGGCGCUCACGAACCGUUCGUCGAAUCUGUGUCUUUGUCACUGGACUCAACUUCGGUGACACGCCCACCAGAGGCUCCCGCCCACCACCGCUUCCACCCAGGAAAAAGAGCACUCAAGAAGUUGCGGCCUCGCUGGCGGCUAAGCGCCGCCCAGAAUCGACAGGAGUACGCUUUACUUUCUCCAUCUACGAAAAUCAACGACGAUGGCUGGGUAUAGGUUGGACUUCAUCCAUGCUUGCUUAUGAACGCGCUUCCUGGACUGACGAGCACAUGAACCCUGUGCCCGACAAAGAACAAUUCGCUCUCCCCGAAGUCGAGGGCGGCGCAUCACGAUGGCGUUGGGUGCAGGGGAGCGAGUGGAAGAUCGAGAGCGGCGAGCCUGAAAGCAAACCGUCCAAAACAAUCAGUAAAGAGGAUCUAGGCUGGAUAUACUACGACAACAAGUGGCGCGAUGGCCGCAGAGGCCAAGAUGGAUGGGGUCGCUACACGCGCCGACGAAAAUGGUAUCGCGACGCCGAACUUGUCGAAUCCACACCCAGCACAGAGACAACACCUGUGCCCACUCCACGCGCUGAACCGCUCAACCCUUCAUCUCCCGACCCCAACCACCUCACCAGGUUGACCUCAAAUGCCAGCACCGCCACCUCAUCGUCGCGCGACCCCACGCUUGUCCCCAGCGAGUACGCCGCCUCGGUAGCGUCCGAGGGGGGCGGGGACGGCGACGCAGACGCAGCGAGCACGCAGAGCAAGCGGGGCUGGUUCAAGAAGAAAAAGCGCAGUAAAAGCAACGCAGGCAGUCUCGGGAAAGAAACGGUGGGGAGCGGCGGCACAGACGGCGGUCGGGACCGGGACGAGGGAGACGACGUGUUGAAUCCGCUUGAGCGUACGGUGCGGGACGACGAGUGGAGGCUCGGUGAUGAUAUUAGGCAGCACUUGGAUAUCUGA
This is a messenger RNA of Ascochyta rabiei, 1722 nucleotides long. RefSeq lists its product as uncharacterized. Gene Ontology annotation, biological process: peroxisome organization. Lineage: Eukaryota; Fungi; Ascomycota; Dothideomycetes; Pleosporales; Didymellaceae. The transcript has 2 exons. Gene Ontology annotation, cellular component: peroxisomal membrane. Bases 1 to 1722 code for a protein of 573 amino acids. The record is from RefSeq and is a predicted model, not a curated record.